CGCCGGGCCAGAGGGGCGUGAGACCCGGCAGUUGGAGCUGGGGCUGGGGAAGCUCUCCGGUUUGCAACUGAAUACAGCGAAGUAGAAAAAGCAAGGUGCAAAACGAUAAGUAUAGUAAGAUCAUAUUUACGUAGGAAGAUGCACAGCGUCAGACUGAGUACACACGUAUGUAUGCAAAUGCAUCGGAAAAGGUCUGACAGAGCUCUGGGGAAAGGAGAAAGCUGGGAGGGCGGAUGAAGGGAGCUGACUUGGUGCAUUGUGUAUGUGAGAUUCUUAACAUUAUUAUUUAGGAAGAAAAUGUGAUCAUGUAAUUGAAAAAAUCUGCACUUGGCAAGUUUGUUUCUCCUCUUGGCUUCCCAUCGGUAUAGACCUGUUCAGACUCUCAGACCGCAGGCCACAAAGGAGUCAAGAAAAACGCCUUUCUCCCUUCUCACUGCUUCACCACUUACCCCCCUUCACCUUGACACCGUUGGAAUUGGCCUUGGCUUUUGUGGAGAAGCCUUCCUCACAGCCCUGGUCCUUAUCACAGAUCUGCCUGCAAAACCCUCUCCAAAGGAGGAAACACUUUGAAGAUAGUAAAUCACACACAGGCACAUAAAUAUAUGAAUUAGACCCUAUUCCUAAACCGUAUUUGAUAAAUAUUAAGAUAAAAUGUUUACAGGAUAUAUCAAUUUUCUCUUAAACAGUUGUGCCAUGUCCUAUUAAUAUGAUCACAUGAUAUUAAUUUCUUAAUUUGAAAUAAUUUUUGACUUAGAAAAAUGUUACACAAAUGGUACAAAUAAUUCCAUUAUAUCCUUCACCCAGCUUCCCCAGAUGUUAGCAUUUAACACAACUAUAACACAAUGAUUAUAAGUAGGAAAUUAGCAUUACUACUACUCUGUUCACUAUCUACAGAUAUUAGUCAGAUUUCUACAACAAUUGUUCCUCCCCCUCACCCCAGUCCAGGAUUCAAUCCAGGAUCUCACAAUGCAUUUAAUUGUUAUGUUUUACAUAGAUACUUCUAAUUGGUGAUAGUUUCUCAAUUUUUCUUUUUCAUUACUAUACUUUUGAAGAAUACUACUCGCCAUUUUGUGAAUGUUCUUCAAUUUGGUUGGUUUAGUAUUUUCUCAUUAUUAAUUCAGGUUAUGCAUUUUUGGGCAAAAAUAUUAAAUAAGUUAUGUUGUGCCCUUUCUAGUGCAUCAUAUCAGGAGGCACAAGAUGUCAAUGUGUCCUUAAUGGUGAGGUUAAUUAAAAUGGUGUCCUUAAUGGUGAGGUGGUGGCUGCCAAGUUUGUCCAAUGAGAAGUUACGAUUUUCCUUUUUGCAUUGGGUCAUAGGAGGCAGACACCCUCAUCAUAUGUACCUCAGUUUUACCAUUCAUGAUCCUUGACUGCAACAGUUAGUACUAAGGUGUUUGCUAUGGUGAUUUUUCUACUUCCAUCAUUCUUACUAAAUUUCAAUAUGAAUACUUAAAUGUACAAUAACUUUUUAAAGGAAAAUACUUUUAUUGCUUUAACCUAGGGGGAAAGGCAUUUGGAGAUCGUGUGAUAUGCUGUGGAAUUAGUGGCUAAAAUGGAAUUUAUGUAUGCAUUACAGAUAACUGAAUUCUAAAAGAAUAAAACACUAUUCUUAAUACUUGUAAGGGCAUGGAUUCUAAAAUCACAGUUUACAUGGAUUUAGAAGCUCAUUAAUUGAACUGGAUUUAUCACUCCUGUGUUUGUGCCCAUCACUGACCCUUUUGAGGAUCUGUUAUUUAUGAAUCCUUUCCCUGGUAAAUGGUACAGUAAAAUGGUACUUAAAAAUAGAACAAAAAGUCUUCGAUUUUAUUUCCAAUAUACUGCUAAUUUUAGCUGACAUUUGCAAAACUGAUCUUUAAAUUAACAAUACAGUUGAAACUCAGCCAAUAUCUCACUUUAUUUAGCCUCCGUGUUUGCUGAAAAGAUUUACUGGAAGUCAAUGCACUGUAAGGAGGUGAAAUUCUUGUGGGUGAAACUUACAUAUUUCAAUCCAUUUGGCUAUCAAGCAUUUUGAUAAGACUCAUUUGAUUAUGUUACCCUGUGCAGCAUUGCCCCUAACCUUUAUUACUGUAGAUGGAAAACUGGUCCCAAGAUUGGGUCUCAGCCUUGAUGUCAAUGUUUCUUGCUUUCAGUAAGAAGGAAAACAGGAGAGUAAGUUUAGAGUUUUUGUUGUUGUUUUGUUUAUAAAUCACUUUCUACAACAAUUGUUCCUCCUCCUCACCCUGAGUAUCUGAUAUGUAUGAAUCCCUUCCCUGGUAAAAUGCACAAACCCACAAGCUGCAUGAGAGCACAAGCAGUCCCAUGUCAAACGGGGGGAGGUAGGGAGGCGGUUAUGGGGAGGAAAACGCUGGCUGUCAGAAGCUUCCCAGACACGGUUUUCCCUCCUGCCAUAUGGCACAGCCAGCCUCUCUUGGCAGCUCAGGUGGGGCCGCUAAGGCUGUACAGCCCAUCUGGCUCCUUGUCAUUUCCAUCUAACCCCCUCCCUUAACCCCCAAUAUCAUCCUCUCCUUUAUUACUUAGCCCCCAGUCUGCUCAGCUUUCUUGCUGGCUCUUCACUCCUCAUGAGGUGCUCCCUGUCACCAGCUUUCACCAACUCUUUCACCUCGCUCACCAACUCUUGGUUGGGAAGAUAGCGCAGAAGCUCAAGUGAGAGAACCUGCGCACUUCCAAAUGGCUGCAGCAGAGAAGCACUUAUUGAGUGCAUAUGUCAAUGCUCUCCCUUCUCAUCAGCACAGAACUCUUGCCACGUUUCCCUGCCUAUCUGAAAGUGGAACAAGAGCUGAUGAACACGUUGGGGGAUACGUCUAAUAUCUAUGGCUUACACAAACGGUCACCAUUACCAACGGAGAGAAAGUCCCGUUGUAACAAAACUUCCUCCCCCCCGACCCCCCCCCCCCCCCCGCAAAUGGAAAGAACGUGAACUCACAGAACCCGCUUCUUCGCCCGCCAACCCCCUCAUCUCCUGCUGGCGUGACAGCCCUCGGCGCCGGGCCCAGCUCAGGCCCGCCAAGGCUCGCGGCAAAGCUUGGCGCUCCAGUGCGCGCCUCCGCGGACAAAGAGCAAGCGGCGGUGAGGCUGGGCUGGAAGGUGGAGGCGGGCCGAGGGGCGCGCCGGGGGGAAUCCCUCCCGACCUCUGACGUCACCAAAGCGCUGGCCAAUGAGAAGCGGGAGAGGGGGAUUCCCGCUCCCGCUGCCGCCCCGCCAGCUUUUUAAACAGUACCCUGGGGAAUACUCUCUGGGAGCCGUGGGAGGAAUGGGGGAAAUGGAGGUUAAGAGCGAAAAAUGAUGGUCCUGGGGGAUGAGAGUAGAGGUUUGACGAUUAGGCGUCAAGGCUGGCUUAGACCGGGGGGAAAACCAGAGCCGAUCGAGGUGAGGCCGAACACCCGGCAGGGGAAAAUCCUCCUGAGAUGGAGUGGAAACUGGAGCGCACCGCCCCGCGGAGGGUCCGGACGGAAGAAGAGAUGCUGUGGGAGAACGUCAUGCGGGUGCUCGCCAAAGACAUGAAGCAAAAGAGAAGUCAAGGUUCUCCCAAGAUAUUUGACGGAGUUAAUACUACAUAUUCAAACUUUAAGAGCAACUUUGUGAAGAGACUGUCGGCAGAAGCUCCUGUUGCCAGUAGCCCAAUUACCACCAGAUGGCGGCAAAGCCAAACCAGGGAUCUGGCAGUUGAUUCCUUUGAGGAAGAGCUUUCAACCACUUACCUCCCAGAAGCUUCUGGAUCCGUGCUGAAGAUAACUCCUGAAAAAGAGACCUUGAUUCUAGGAUCCUACAAAGAACCACUGAAGACCCCCAUCAAAGGGAAUUUUGAAACAAAUAACUCAGCUCUCCAUUUUUGCAAGGCCCCUCAUGCACUGGGCAGAGGCUGGAAUGAAAAUGUUGCCUCAAAAGGCCAGAAAUGCCUAAACCAGCUAUUUUUGACCCAGAAGGUGGCUCAGUGGGCUAGUGGGAAAAUGCAGCUCUGUGAGAAAUCCCAAUGUGUUUGGAAAGGCUGCAGAGAUGGAGUCAGAGAUGAAUCCUUCCAUCUUAAAAGAUUCAAUGGUAUAAACUAUUCCAUACUGCAACCAGAGGUGAAGUUUCAUCUUACUGGUCUUCGAAAUGACUAUUAUCUCAAUAUUCUAGAUUGGAAUUUUCAAAAUCUUGUUGCUAUAGCCCUUGGAUCCUCUGUGUACAUCUGGAAUGGGGAAAACCACAAUAAGAUUGAAAAUAUAGACUUCACUCUCAAUUGUAACUAUGUAUCUUCUGUGUCCUGGAUAAAAGAGGGAAACUGCCUGGCAGUUGGCACCAGCGAGGGAGAAGUACAACUAUGGGAUGUGGUAACUAAAAAGCGGCUGAGAAAUAUGCUUGGUCAUUUGUCAGUGGUUGGGGCUUUGAGCUGGAAUCACUAUAUUCUUAGCAGUGGGUCGAGGUUGGGCCGUGUUUAUCAUCACGACGUUCGGGUAGCCCGGCAUCACGUUGGAACACUUCACCACCAACAAGCUGUGUGUGCUCUGAAGUGGUCGCCUGACAGUAGACUGCUUUCCAGUGGCUGUAGUGACGGACUGCUGACUAUAUGGCCCGGUGACCCGAGUGCAAAAGCACAGGUUCAACCACUGAAAGUCAUACCCCAACCUACAGCAGUCAAGGCCAUGGAUUGGUGUCCCUGGCAGUCUGCAGUCCUUGCUGUUGGAGGCGGAAUGAAGGACGGACACUUACAUAUCUUGGACAUAAAUACUGGGCAAACCAUCCAGACCCCAAACAUGAACUCACAGAUUUGUUCCCUAAUCUGGCUCCCUAAGACAAAGGAGAUUGCAAGUGGCCAAGGUACUCCUAAGAACGAUGUGACUGUGUGGGCCUGUCCCGGUCUGGCCAGGUCGGCUGGAUUUUUUGGCCACAGGGGCAGAGUGCUGCACCUGGCUUUGAGUCCAGACCAGACCCGAGUGUUUUCUGCCGCAGCCGAUGGCACAGCCUGUGUAUGGAACUGCUGUGAGUCACUCAGCCCCUCUGUGAGCUCCAGUUUCCUCACUUUGAAGUGAGAAUGAUGACAUUGGCCUUGUCUUUUCCAUGGGGUUGUGGUGAGGAUCAAAUAGGAUAAAGUGCUUUUUUUGCGGUGAAUGUCUGUUUUCCUGACUUCCUUUCUCAGGUUGCUUUAUUUUCCUCACUUCCUCCUGUUGGAUUUCCCAGACAUUGUCUUGGCCUCUUUUCUACUUUCCUCUCCCUCCUGCUCCUCUUCUUCCUCCUCCUUUUUCUUCUUUUUUCUCUAUCUCUUCCUUGUUAGAGAUGCAUUUCCACUGCUAUAGUCAGAAUAUCUAUAAAAGAUUUCCAAACUCCUUUUUUCCACUUGACUUUCCAAGCUCCAGCCUCACCCUUCUUUCUGCCUCUGGAUAUUUCCUUUCUGAGAUCCUUUCUUAUCUUUAGCUCAAACUCAGAAUGUUAAAAAUACAUACAAAUAAUAUUUUGCUUGAAAAAUAUUGAUUAAAAUCCUACUGUAUGGUAGGCAGUAUGUUAAA
Molecule: messenger RNA, 5480 nt
Organism: Leopardus geoffroyi (Geoffroy's cat)
Lineage: Eukaryota; Metazoa; Chordata; Mammalia; Carnivora; Felidae
Gene: CDC20B
Product: cell division cycle 20B
Exons: 12
Coding region: 3402-5006 (534 amino acids)
Biological process (GO): anaphase-promoting complex-dependent catabolic process; positive regulation of anaphase-promoting complex-dependent catabolic process; positive regulation of ubiquitin protein ligase activity
Cellular component (GO): anaphase-promoting complex
Molecular function (GO): anaphase-promoting complex binding; protein binding; ubiquitin ligase activator activity
Source: RefSeq, a predicted model, not a curated record